GUUUCCAGCCGCGGCUGCGAUAAGUGACCCUCCUGAGCGUUCCUCUUACACGAGUGGUCUUUUGUUUGACCGUUGGCUGUGAACGAGCUUCCCCGGAAUUUUACAGUUAGGCCGCGCUCUUACAUUAGGUUAUUACCUGAUACGAUAUACGAGUGUUAAGAGUUUCCUGGUUGCACACGUAGAGAGGCCAAGCAGUGCACAUUAAGUAGCCUGGCUGAGUUGCUCUGUUGAAUCUCUCCUAUAUAUUUCCUGUCUGUGAGAUGAUGUCUUUGAUAGAUUUCACGCAGAAGAGGCUUUAGCAUUACCGUAUUGAAAAGAUUAUUCCAGCAAUCCCACAAGGGACUUAUUGGAGCCUGAAUUGGGCUCAGCUCUCUCAAAGCGUUUUUCUGAGGAAGUAGCUUUGUCUCCAGCUUCUUGUAUCUACUUCUGUGCUCUGGGAUGGCAAGGGUUGUAAGUCAUGGAUGAAGACUGCAGUAAUGUACUUGGUCCUGACUCACAGUGAAGGUUUUGGGGCUGUGACUCAGUGUUGAACUAGUAACAGAAGUUGGACUAUAUGUCAAGUAUCUGAUCUUGGGAUUGAUGUCUCCUCUUUUAUAGGAAAGGUGUAUUCUGCACAGCUGAGAAACUUUGCUUUAGCAAAAAUGUGAGGAUCAGUGAGUAGCAGCAGUCAGUCUGAAUGUGGUUUAGAGCAAUAGGUGAAGUCCUGACCAGAAGAGAAAGGUGAUAUUUCCAAAAUUAGCAGGCUGUUGGUACCUUGUGUGUUCAUCUUACACAUCUGUUGAAGAAUAACUGAAAUGACAACCUGAAGCAAUUUUGGAAGAAGCUGGACCAAGCAUUUGAAAGGAGAGGAAAGGUGUUAGAAAGCCGUUAACGGUGGAAUAUUACAGUGCCGUAGAGAUGUCAUAUAAACAGCAUUUUUCUUGAAUAUCCUGAACUCUUGAGUGCUUAGCAGUACUGAUUUCAGCUUGGUAUAUUGGCCCUUUUCCCCCAAAGCACUUGGGUUACUAAUUGUUAAAAUUUAUCUUGGACUUAUUCCAAAAAUAGUUGGACUUCUAUCUAUAUUAUGCAUGUCUAGAUUAUGAUUCAUUAAAUUACCUGUAAAAUGUAUUUUUUUAAAACUGUAGUUGCUAUACCUAAACGUAUGUUCUUAUUGUAUGUUUUAGUAGCCUCCUCAGUCUACUUGAAUGUAGUAUGAAUUUUUGAAAUUUUUCAGCUGGGAGAAAAUGACUGCAAUCAAGCAUGCUUUACAAAGGGAUAUUUUCACUCCCAAUGAUGAACGCCUGUUGAGCAUUGUGAAUGUAUGCAAAGCAGGCAAAAAGAAGAGAAACUGCUUUUUAUGUGCCACGGUGACAACGGAACGUCCAGUGCAAGUAAACGUGGUAAAAGUGAAAAAGUCUGACAAGGGAGAUUUCUACAAAAGACAGACUGCGUGGGCGCUUCGAGAUCUUGCUGUGGUUGAUGCCAAAGAUGCUGUUAAAGAAAAUCCUGAAUUUGAUUUACAUUUUGACAAAGUGUACAAAUGGGUGGCAAGCAGCACAGUGGAAAAGAACACUUUCAUUUCAUGUAUCUGGAAGCUCAAUCAGAGAUAUCUUAGAAAGAAAAUUGACUUUAUUAAUGUUAGUUCACAGCUUUUGGAAGAACUACCUAAAGUUGCAGAAGAAUCAGUUCCAAGUGGAGAGAAUCAAAGUGUAGCAGGAGGUGAUGAAGAGGCUGUGGAUGAAUACCAGGAAUUAAAUGCAAGAGAGGAACAGGAUAUUGAAAUAAUGAUGGAAGGGUGUGAAUAUGCCAUCUCUAAUGCUGAGGCCUUUGCAGAAAAGCUGUCUAGAGAGCUACAAGUGCUAGAUGGGGCAAAUAUCCAGUCAAUCAUGGCCUCUGAGAAACAGGUGAAUAUUUUGAUGAAGUUGCUGGAUGAAGCUCUGAAGGAAGUUGAUCAGAUUGAGAUGAAGUUGAGCAGUUACGAAGAAAUGCUUCAGAGUGUAAAAGAACAAAUGGAUCAAAUUUCAGAAAGCAACCACCUAAUCCAUCUCAGUAACACCAACAACGUAAAACUACUGUCAGAGAUAGAGUUCUUAGUGAAUCAUAUGGACUUGGCUAAAGGUCAUAUAAAGGCCCUUCAGGAGGGAGAUCUGACAUCAUCUCGAGGCAUUGAGGCCUGCACUAAUGCCGCAGAUGCCCUUCUGCAGUGUAUGAAUGUAGCUCUUCGUCCAGGACAUGAUAUGCUUCAUGCAGUCAAAGAGCAACAACAGCGAUUUAGUGACUUGCGUGAACAAUUUGCACGGAGGCUUGCCAGUCAUUUGAACAGCGUGUUUGUUUAGCAGGGUCACGAUCAGAGUUCCACACUUGCCCAGCACUCUGUUGAAUUGACAUUACCCAAUCAUCAUCCAUUUCACAGAGAUUUACUUCGUUACGCUAAACUGAUGGAGUGGCUUAAGAACACAGACUACGGAAAAUAUGAAGGUCUGACGAAGAAUUAUAUGGAUUAUUUAUCACGGCUAUAUGAAAGAGAAAUAAAAGACUUCUUUGAAGUUGCCAAGAUCAAGAUGACAGGCACAACCAAAGAAGGAAAAAAGUUUGCUACACUGCCUCGAAAAGAAAGUGCUGUCAAACAGGAAACUGAGAGUCUCCAUGGAAGUUCUGGAAAACUGACUGGAUCUACUUCUAGCCUAAAUAAACUCUCUGUUCAGAGUUCGGGGAGCCGUAGGUCUCAGUCAUCCUCACUGUUGGAUAUGGGAAACAUGUCUGCCUCUGAUCUUGAUGUGGCUGAUAGAACAAAAUUUGAUAAGAUUUUUGAACGAGUAUUAAGUGAGCUAGAGCCUCUGUGUCUAGCAGAACAGGACUUCAUUAGUAAAUUUUUCAAACUACAGCAACAUCAGAGCGUCCCUGGAACAACAACGAAUGAAGCAGAGGAAAUGGAUGGAGGAACUUCAUGUCGAUCAUACGCUUCUGGUGGUCCUCAAACUAUAUCAUCUGAGAAGGAUAUGAUCCGACAAAUGAUGACAAAAAUAUUUCGCUGUAUUGAACCUGAGCUGAAUAAUCUUAUUGCACUGGGGGACAAGAUUGAUAGCUUCAAUUCCCUGUAUAUGCUAGUUAAGAUGAGCCAUCAUGUAUGGACAGCACAAAACGUGGACCCAGCUUCCUUUCUCAGCACAACACUUGGAAAUGUUUUGGUGACUGUCAAAAGAAACUUUGAUAAAUGCAUUAGUAACCAAAUGAAACAGAUGGAUGAAGUAAAAAUUUCAAAGAAGAGUAAAGUUGGGAUCCUUCCAUUUGUUGCUGAAUUUGAAGAGUUUGCAGGCCUUGCUGAAUCGAUUUUCAAAAACGCAGAGCGCCGAGGAGAUCUAGAUAAAGCCUACAUAAAACUUAUUAGAGCUGUUUUUGUGAGUGUUGAGAAAGUGGCAAAUGAAAGCCAGAAAACACCGAGGGAUGUGGUCAUGAUGGAGAACUUCCAUCGUAUUUUUGCAACACUUUCUCGCUUGAAAAUUUCUUGUCUUGAGUCUGAGAAAAAAGAAGCCAAGCAGAAAUACACUGAUCAUCUGCAGUCCUAUGUAAUCUAUUCACUUGGACAGCCUCUGGAGAAAUUAAAUCAUUUCUUUGAAGGUGUUGAAGCUCGUGUGGCUCAAGGUAUACGUGAAGAAGAAGUUAGUUAUCAGCUGGCUUUCAAUAAACAAGAGCUUCGUAAAGUUAUAAAGGAGUAUCCCGGUAAGGAAGUAAAGAAGGGAUUGGAUAAUCUCUACAAGAAGGUAGACAAACAUCUCUGUGAAGAAGAAAACUUACUUCAGGUUGUAUGGCAUUCUAUGCAAGAUGAGUUUAUACGUCAGUACAAGCACUUUGAAGGGCUGAUUGCUCGCUGCUAUCCUGGAUCAGGAAUUACUAUGGAAUUCACUAUACAGGAUAUCUUAGACUACUGCUCCAGCAUUUAUGGAGACAGCUUGCAAAAGGGGACCACCUGUCGGUUCUACACCAAGUUAGCUGUAGGCGCCUUAGCACGGACCUCACUACCUAGUGCUCUACUGGUUUUUGCAAAGCCUGGUCAUAGUUUAGCAAACAGGCACUUCAGUACCUCGUUACAGCCGCUGCCUUGGGCUUCUAUAGCCCCAUCAGCGGUCGCUGUUGCAGCCCGGAGUGUAGCGCUGUGCCGGGCCGCUUGCGUGUGUCCUUCCCCUAACGCUGGGGAGAGCCGCUCAGCACGAGCUCCUGGUCCGCACGUCGGUCCCUCGUCUCCUCAGAGCUCUGCUGCCUUCCCUUCCCACCCGGGGCAGCGUCUCUGCCGAGGCCCCACUGAAACGUCUCAGCUACUGCAUAGCGGUUUGCUCUGGGACAACAUGCUUUUAACGAUGGGCCUAGUGAGACUGGCAGCGCGGGAGUAUGGGGAAAGGAAAAAUAAACCUAUUUCAAAGGGUAGGUAG
Struthio camelus australis is the source of this 4406-nucleotide messenger RNA. The record is from RefSeq and is a predicted model, not a curated record. Lineage: Eukaryota; Metazoa; Chordata; Aves; Struthioniformes; Struthionidae.